AUGGAUGUGUAUGCUGACCUUUGGGGAAAAGGAUACUUGCUGCCCAACGAUGAGAAGGAGCAGGAUCAUAUGAAUAUCAUAUCGCAUCUCUUCAAACUCAUUCUCGGUGGACGACUCUUCCUUGCGCCUCUCCCGCAGAACAUGAAGCGCAUCCUCGACAUCGGUACUGGAACCGGUGACUGGGCUAUUGAUAUGGCAAGAUGCACGGAGAACAACGACGAUGUCGAGAAUGACUGGGCACACCACAACCCCUUCGACUACAUCCACUGCCGCUUCAUGGCCUCUUCCAUCCGGGACUGGCCCCGUCUCUUCCGCCAGAUCCUCGAAAACCUGACGCCAAACGGGUACGCUGAAUUCUACGACUUCGACUUCUUUUUCCGCAGCGACGACAACUCCCUCCUGCCAACCCACGAGAUGUACAUAAACUGCGCUGAAACCACCAGCGCGGCAGAAAAGAUCGGCCAAACCGCCUGUCCCGGCCCCCAUCUAGCCAAAUGGGCGCGCGAAGCAGGCUUCGUCAACAUCACGGAGCGCAAGAUGAAAGUGCCUAUUGGGCCGUGGGCGAAGGACCCCAAGCUAAAGGAGAUUGGAGCGUGGAACCAUGUGCAGGCGAUGGAAGGAAUGGAGGGAUGGUCGAUGGCGCUGUUGACGAGGGUGAAUGGGUGGAGCGAGCAGAGAGUGAGAGAGCACCUAGUGAGGCUGAAGAAGGACUAUCAAGAUACGAAGAUCCAUGCAUAUAUGACUGCGUAUGUGGUCUAUGGGCAGCGGCCGGAGAAGAACUAG
Trichophyton benhamiae CBS 112371 is the source of this 783-nucleotide messenger RNA. RefSeq lists its product as uncharacterized. Lineage: Eukaryota; Fungi; Ascomycota; Eurotiomycetes; Onygenales; Arthrodermataceae. The transcript has 4 exons. The record is from RefSeq and is a predicted model, not a curated record. Bases 1 to 783 code for a protein of 260 amino acids. Gene Ontology annotation, molecular function: methyltransferase activity.